Molecule: messenger RNA, 2013 nt
Organism: Symbiodinium necroappetens
Lineage: Eukaryota; Dinophyceae; Suessiales; Symbiodiniaceae
Source: the annotation of a GenBank genome assembly
AUGCCUGCUGUGGAAUGUCGGAGCCCAGCGCAUCGGCCACAAGCCAGUGGCAGUCGACCCCUCAAUGCAGAUGGCAAGGAGAAAGGCUUGGCAUGGUUCACCUCACGGGCCGGACACCUCGUUCAGUGGCAGGACGUCUUGGCGGUUCUCCAAGACAUUCGCUGUGCGAGGCUGCAGGCAAGUACUGUCAGCUUCAAUGCCGUUGCCUGCGGGCUCAGCCGGGCAAAGCAGUGGCAGUCGGCUCAAGAGGUCCUGUCUGCGCUGCGGGCUCUGGGGCUUCAACCGCGCGCAGCAUCCCUGGGAGCUGCCGUGGGCUCUUGCCAAGCUGCUGGAGGACUUUGGCGGCAGGCCACCCGUCUACUGCACACUGCAAGGAAAGCCUGGUGCCUCCAGACACUCAGUGCCGCGAUUUGCUCAGCAGUUGCUGCACAUGGGCCCUCAAGCUGGCAAGCGGCUGAAGCUCUAAUCGGACAGCUCGUCCAAAGUGGCGGUAUCCUGAACAUCGCACACCUCAACUGCCAGCUAGACACUCUCAGUGGUGGGCUCUGGGCAAAUGCAUUGGACAAGGUCGGCAAGAUCGCCUCAAAGCCGGAUGUUAUUACUUUCAACACCAUGAUCCACGCGACAACGGCAGAUGUCUGGCAGCUCUCACUCAGCUUUCUGCAGAAUAUGAGGUGGGCCAGGUUAUCAUGCACUGUGAAAAGUUACGGUGCUUUGGCUGCCGGCCUGGAGUCCUGCUGGGUGUUGGCUGUCCUGUUGCUUCGGACCAUGCGCCGCAGCAGCGUGGAGAUGAACGCUAUCGUCAAAGGUUCCGUGGCAGGAGCCCUUGCGGAAUAUGGCGCCUGGCACCAUGCUUCUGCGCUUUGCGGCGAUGCUGUCCAGCUGCACCGAAGGAUGGUCACGGCUGCGGUGCACAGUUGGCAAGGAUCACUUCAGUGGCUUGAUCUCCUGGAGUGCCGGCGCGUGCGACAAGACUUCAGCAUGUGGGCCGCAACGACCACAUCAGCGAGCAGCUGGAACAAGUCCUUGUCGAUUUCAUUGGUCUCUGCGCAGCGUGGCAUGAGCUCCAACAUCGUGGCCAUAGGCACGCUGGCGAGGCCUCUCCAGGAUGCACAACACUGGCAGGAAGCCGGCCACCUGCUGCAGACCAGUAAGCGGCAUCACCUGGAGGCAAAUCUUGUCACGUUUGGCAUGCUGACCUCUGCCUGCAGCAGCUCGCAGUGUUGGCCAGCUUCCAUACAGGUCUUGGAAGCAGCAUGUUCUGCAGCUGUCCUACCUGACACAGAUAUACACAACGUGGCAGCUAGAGGUGCGGCCAAGCAAGGGGAUUGGGAAAUCUCUGGCGAACUAAUCCGAGCUGUACGCCGACGGCGUCUGCAAGCAGACGGGCAAACUCCAGCAAGUGCUUGUUCAGGUGUCGCGAUGCAGCACCGUUGGCGGCAUUGCCUGCAGCUGGUCGCUGAAAUCGCGCCCACGGACCUCGCAAGUGUGGCAGGGGCUUUUGCCCUGGUCCUUUGUGCAGAGGCAGCAAAAUGGCAGCUGGUUUUGGCCUGGCUAAGGGCUUCAUCACAGCCAUCUCAAGAAGCCUAUGCAGCAGCUCUUGCAGCGCUGGCAUCUACCGGCAAGGUCCUCGAAGCUCAUGGGCUCCUGGCCUCUUUGCGUGCUCAGAUGCUCCGCUUGGAGUCGUCCCAUCUUACGAAUGCCCUGGCAGUAGCCCGACAAGGCCAGCCUUGGGUGACCAGCCUCCAGCUGUUGAGACUCGGGCAGCUGGCGGGACUUCGCUUGCACCAGGCCGUUUGGCACGCAGGGGUCGACGCAUGCGGCAGCUGGAGACAUGCCCUGCUUCUCCUGGCAUCUGCACAGUCUUGCCAUGUCAAGCCGGACGUGACUUCUCUGGCUGCAGCUACAAAUCGUGCCUCCUUGAGGUCCGUUCAUGCCACGCUGCGCCUCCUUCAUGAAAUUCAGCGGAUGCAUCUUUGCCAACUGCGUGCAGACUCGAGAUGGCUAGCGUAG